Messenger RNA from Leishmania major strain Friedlin, 9600 nucleotides. RefSeq lists its product as hypothetical. The record is from RefSeq and is a predicted model, not a curated record. Bases 1 to 9600 code for a protein of 3199 amino acids. NCBI's taxonomy places the organism in Eukaryota, Euglenozoa, Kinetoplastea, Trypanosomatida, Trypanosomatidae. The transcript has a single exon.
AUGUCUUCUGCGCACGCGUCACUGUUGGGUAGCGGUGCGCCGUCACUGCAGCACAUCGCCGCUUCCGCUGGGAUGGCAAGCCCCCCGUACAGCCACAACCACAUCAGUGGUAGCAGCGUCCAUGGCGAGCAUACCUCGCUGUUGUAUCCGCCUCUUACUCCUGAGCGAGAGGAGGCGCUGCGAUCGAAGGGCCGUCAGCUACUGGACGAGCACCGCCGUCAGGUGGCAGCGAACGGUUUGCCCUACACCGCAGAGGAGGUGGCCGCCCUGCAGGAGCGAGGCAGAGAGCUGCUGCGCUCCGCACGAGAGGCUGCUGCUGCGAACGGCGGGCAUCAUGUACCGGCGCCGAUGCUGAGCGCUGCGGUUCGAAUAGCUGCAGAGACGCCGCACCAUUCCUCAAUGCAUAGUGACACCCCCGAUGUGAGCACCGACGUUGACAAGAGUGGUGCAGCGCAAUCUUCUUCAGCACCGGCGCAGCUCCCACACACAAGCGCAGCUAUGCCUUAUUCACCGACUGCAAAGCCGGGAGCCACUGUGGAGGGAGAGACGCCGCCAGCAUUUAACAGCUCGGCCUCCAUAGGUGCGACAGCAAUACCGUCGUCGUCUUCGUCCUCGCAGCUGCAGGACCUCCUCGCAGAGGUUCAGCGUCUUCAGUGUGUGGUUGAGGAGCAGCAAGCGCAGCUUCACGCACUGAGAUCGUCUUCUCGCGUCACAGGAGAGGAGUCGUUCACCAAGAGCGAGGUGGAUGCUUUAAGACAGACGUUGAUUCAGCAGUUCAACGAGCACAUGGCCCAGUGCGAGCAGGCGAAUCAGGUGUACUGGACGCAGGUCACCAGCCAGCACCGAAGCGAGGUCUCCGCUUUGGAGCAGGAGUGCGCCGCGUACAAGCACAGUGCCGCAAAGGCCGAGACUGCCGCACAGGCUCAGCAGCUGCAGCGGGAUGUGGAAGAGAAGGCGAGCGUCAGUGCCGCUACUGCCCUCCAACUUGAUGUGAACCGCCUCGAGGCGGAGCUGCGACUUGCUCGCCAGCAAAGUGCCGAGGCCGAGGCGGCCAGAGACGCUGCAGAAGCUGAGGCUGCUUUCCUCAGGGAAACUGUGCAAGAGCAGCGCGGCAGGUUGACUGAACUGGAGCAGCAGGUUUCUUUCGCAACCGUUCAGCUACAGGGUGCACGAGAGGACGCUCAACGUGCCGUCCACACCGCCGAGGCCGAGUUGAAUGCAAGUCGCCUCCAGAUUGCCCACCUUCAGACGGAGCUGGAAGCGGCCAAUGCCGAGCUGCAGGCUACCCGCGAGAGUGCUGCUGCUGCGCGGCACACACACGGCGACGGGAACCCGUUCGCCGACGCCGAGGACCCGUUCGGUGGCCCGUCGCGCGCCGCUGCGCCGUGUGCGGACGACGGGGCGCUGGAUGCUGCCCGCCAGAGGAUCGCGGAGCUGGAGGCUGAGCUGGAUGCGGCCAAUGCCGAGCUGCAGGCUACCCGCGAGAGUGCUGCUGCUGCGCGGCACACACACGGCGAUGGGAACCCGUUCGCCGACGCCGAGGACCCGUUCGGUGGCCCGUCGCGCGCCGCUGCGCCGUGUGCGGACGACGGGGCGCUGGAUGCUGCCCGCCAGAGGAUCGCGGAGCUGGAGGCUGAGCUGGAUGCGGCCAAUGCCGAGCUGCAGGCUACCCGCGAGAGUGCUGCUGCUGCGCGGCACACACACGGCGAUGGGAACCCGUUCGCCGACGCCGAGGACCCGUUCGGUGGCCCGUCGCGCGCCGCUGCGCCGUGUGCGGACGACGGGGCGCUGGAUGCUGCCCGCCAGAGGAUCGCGGAGCUGGAGGCUGAGCUGGAUGCGGCCAAUGCCGAGCUGCAGGCUACCCGCGAGAGUGCUGCUGCUGCGCGGCACACACACGGCGACGGGAACCCGUUCGCCGACGCCGAGGACCCGUUCGGUGGCCCGUCGCGCGCCGCUGCGCCGUGUGCGGACGACGGGGCGCUGGAUGCUGCCCGCCAGAGGAUCGCGGAGCUGGAGGCUGAGCUGGAUGCGGCCAAUGCCGAGCUGCAGGCUACCCGCGAGAGUGCUGCUGCUGCGCGGCACACACACGGCGACGGGAACCCGUUCGCCGACGCCGAGGACCCGUUCGGUGGCCCGUCGCGCGCCGCUGCGCCGUGUGCGGACGACGGGGCGCUGGAUGCUGCCCGCCAGAGGAUCGCGGAGCUGGAGGCUGAGCUGGAUGCGGCCAAUGCUGAGCUGCAGGCUACCCGCGAGAGUGCCGCGACAGCUCAACAAGCGAGUGAUAUGGAACUGGAAGCGGCGCGGCAAUCUGUGGCGGACCUCGAGGACGCACUUGGGGAGGCCGCGGGAGACCUGGAGCGACUGCAGGAGGACGUCGAGGAGAAGUCGCGUCUCAUUCAAGCCCUGCGCGCUGGGGAGGCUGCAUUGGGCUCCUUACGGGUGGAUGCAACCUGCAUCGGGAGCGGCGGCGGAUGGGCCAUUAUGGAACCGUCGGAGGGUGUGCACGGGGGAGCAAAGGACGCUGUGGGGGGUAAUUCGGCGAAGACGGUGCACCUCCUGCGCGGGCGCGUGGCUGAUCUGACGCAUGAGCUGGAAAGGAUGCGUCGCCAGCAAGAGCGGGCGUUGGUGUCAGCCAUGGUGCCGAGAAUGGAAGCGCGGGGCGGGCAAUACGCCGAGGGCGAACAGCGGCUGGCCCUUUCGGAGGAGGUGAGGUCCGCGGUGGAGGACGAAGUAGCGCAACGGCGCGGCCAGGCUCGAGGUGUGCCGGGCGAAUGGAAGUCGGAGAAAGACCGGAGAGGGGCAGAGAGCGGCGAGCAGACGACGCGUCCGCGUGACGGUACCACUUGCAUGACGGCUAUUGCGACCGCCUCAGCCAGUCUCGUGAAUCCGUUCUACUCUUCCGACGGGGACGAGGCGGCGGAGAGGAUGAUAUUCUCGGCCGUACCACGGCCUCCCGCGGGCACACCCAUAAAGGCGCUGCGUUUGCCGGGGAACCGCAAAGACAGCGAUGUCUUCGCCGCCGCGGAGAGUGAGAGACGGGUCGCCCUGCGUGGCAUGCAACCACCAGCGGUAGCCGCUGAGAUGUCGGCAGCGGCGGAGAUAGGGAUGUGGGAGGAAGACGAUGGCGAGGACUGCCGCAACACCCCGGACACACUGGCGUCCUUCCACAUGAACCGUGAUGGCCCGGCUGCUCGGGGCGACGAUGCGUUCCGAGGAGGCGACAGCUGCAAAGACGGAGGCGCCGAGGCGGAGAAUAUGGGUUGCCGGCGGGCUGCAUCGUCUCGCACUCUGCUGCCCGCCAUCGCCGAGGGCCCCGAAACCCUUCGAGCCUUUUCAGCUGUAAGUGAAGAGAAUGCCGACUUCAACGACCUAUGCCGUUGCUCGCGCGACGUUAAUGCCGACAGUGAUGAGGAUGACAACACGGAGGAGUACGACGUUUCUGUCAGCACGCGCGUGGCAGCCUCGUAUGGGCGGCAAGCGACCCACAGUGCUGCCAUGGAAGGCAAGGUGGAUGACAGUGGCGCCGCGAUGCAGAAGUUGGGCCGGCAGUACGCUGACGCGCAGCACCGCCUCUAUCUCUCGGAGGAGGCGCGGCAGAGCCUCGAGGUGGAGGUGUCGGAGCUGCGGAGGAUGGUGGAGGAGCUGCAGGCAGUGUUGGCUCGCCAGCCCCGGCAGACGUCGGCUGCGGCACGCACAGACGGCGAAGUUGGCGACGAAGCAGACGCGCGCACCAUAACGACCUCCUUCGCCUCCUCGGUGCCCACGGCAGCGCGAGAGCGGUUCACCAAGGAAGAGGGUUGCGAGGCGAACGCGUCUUCGCCGACUCCACCACGCUCGGGUGACGAUGAUGCGGAGAGCGGCAGCUUCGGCUCUGCUCACUUCAGCGAGCACGGCGUGUCGGUGACGACAACAGCAGCGCCAGCUCACGACGAUGGUCCCACUAGCUGCCAGUACCCCUUAGCAACUGCUGCGUCGGAGAACACCGCUGCCCUCUACGAGCGCAUCGCGGAGCUGGAGGAGCGGCUGAAAGACAUCGAGGCUCAACAUGAGGAGGAGCUGGAGUCUCUCGCUGAGGCCGCGGCCGACCGCAUCGCUGCAAUGGAACAGCGGUAUGCAGACGACUUGGCGGCGACUCAGAAAGCUGCAGCAGCGGCGGAGGUGGAGCGUCAGGGUGAGGAUGAUACCACCGUGUCGCUGAUGGCGCGAGUGACGCAGCUGACAGAAGCGCUGGCAGAUGCCCAAGCUGCUCAUGCGGCGGAGCUGCAGAGGUUGCAAGACGAGCACGAGGACCUGCUGCGGCAGCGUCUCAGUGAGCAGGAGGACUCCUUUGGAGCUGUCGUCCGGCAACUAGAUCAGCGGUAUCAGGGUCAUCUGUGCGCUCUCGCCGCUUCUGGGGAGACAGGCGGUGUUGAAGCGGCGGGGUCGUCGCAGUCGCCGCAGGAGAGCGCGCAGUACUGGAAGGGUCAGCACACCACGCUUCUCAAGCGCUUUGAGCAACUGCAGAGCGAGUACGACGCGUUCGCGCAGGACAUCGCCGCGCUGCAGCGCCGCCUCUCCGAACAGGAAGCAACGCGACAGGAGCAGGAGCAGAGCAGGAUGAUGCGUGACGCCACCUCGCAGCAAUUCACCACGCUCCACCAGCGUCUCGAAGAGAUGAGCAAAGUUGUUGAUGCGGCGCAGGCCGACGCGCAGGCUUCCUCCGAAAAACUCCAGUACCUCACGGCACGUCACACUGAGAACGAAGCCGCGCUACAGGCUGAGGUGGACGGCUUGCGUUCCCAACUGCAGUCUGCACGUGAUGAGGUGGCGCGCGCCAACAACCUCAACGAAGAGCUAUCGGAGCUGCUACAGCGGGGGGCCACCAGCGUCGACACGGCGCUGCGAGAGCGAGACGCGCAGAACGCGGCGCUAGAGCAGCAAGUGCAGCAGCUGAAACUGCAGCUCGCCGCGGCAGGCGACCGGUUGACGGACCUGCAGGCGGCGCUUCAGGAGAAGCAGGUCAGCGCGGAUGCGUUGCAGCAGCGUCUAGUUGAACUGGAGGAGGAGAAACGUGCUGCAGAGGCUCAGCUACGGGAGAGCCGACGCCAUGCCGAGGAGCACGAGCGGACGACUAUGAAUGCGGCGGACAGAGCUGCCCGCGACGCUGAGCAAGCGCGCGUCGCUGCGCAGCAGGCCAUGGCUCAGCAGCACGCAACUCACAGGCAGGAGAUCGCUGCCCUGCACCGCGAGCUGGACGAACUACGUAACGAGCUUGAGGUGGCACAGACUGUGGCGGCAACGGUGCCAUUGGAGGCACAGCGACACCAGCGCGACCUCGGUACAGUGCGCGACCGCUUGGCCGAGGCGCUGCGUAGUCAACAGGAGCUCCAGCAGCAGCUGAAGACAAGUCGCGCAGAGUUGGAGCGUCAGCGACUGCUCCUCAUGCAUGGCGGCAGCGGCAACGGCUCCGAUGCAGACGAUGCCGCUGCGUUCGAGGGCGGCGGUGUCCCCGCAGACGCGCGCCUGAACGCUCUCCUCCACCGAAGCGAGGAGCUGGAGGAGAAGCUGCGCGAGGCCUCGGCAGAGCGGAAUGGGCUGCAGCAGGAGCGGGACCGCCUCUCGAUGCAGGUGAAAAGUGCUGCGCGCGUGGCAGAGGUGAAGGAACAGGCGACGCGGCGGCAGGAGGCGGAGCUGCGAAGAGUGCGUUCGCAACUCGCCGCCGUCCGAGACGAUCUUGCCCAGCGUGUGCAGUCGAAUCACGCACUGCAGCUGGAGAUAGACCACUUGCAGGAGCGCCUCGCGGACGUGACGAGCGCUUAUGAGGAACUGCAGGGCCGUCACGCGGCCACCGUGUUGCAGACCGGCAUGCAGGAACACGCCGAGGCGCUGCUGAUGGCCAAGGCUGUGACGAUCCCGCGCGCGCUCGAGGAAUACGUGGAGGGGGUGUUCUCCGCGUACCACGCGAUGCUGCAAGCUGCCAGCAAGGACCGUCGACACAUCUACGACCGCUGCGACCUCAUCGAGAAGGCCGCCAGCGAGGCCAUGGCAGAGGUGGAAGCCCAGAACCACGCCUACGAAGCCGCCAUCGCCGACGCGCAGGAGGAGCAACAGCAGAUGAAGGAAAUCAUCGAAAGCCUUCAGCAGACCACGCAUAAGGCAUUGGAGGCAAAGAACGCCGCCGUGGCAGAUGCCGCUGCGGCCCACGACGAGCUGGAGGCAACUCAGCGUCGAGCGCGCGAAGACGUCUUCAACGCGCAGCGCGACCUUCAGAUGGCCGAGCUGCAGCACGCCGACACGCUGCACUCACUGUCUCUUCUCCAAGACGAGGUGACGAACACGGCUGCACUCAUCAAGAGCCAGAAGAGCAAGUACGAGCGGCGGGAGGCGGAGCUGAUGGAGGAAGUGGCACUGCUGCAGGCGGAGCUGGAGACGCGCAAGUCGGCGGCGCGGCAGCUGCAGCAAGCCAACGAUGAGAAGCGCACGGAGCUACAGGAUAUUGCCGAUGCGGCGGUGCAGGUGCGAGAUCAGGCGGUGCACGAGUCGCAGGCGCUGCAAGCACAACUGGCGCGUGUGCUGCCGCGACUAGCGCAGCUCGAGGACGAGCAGGCGCAGCGCACAGCCGACCUCAUGGACACGGCACAGCAGCUGUCUGCGCUGCACAAGAAGACGACUUCCACGGAGAACGUGUCGCGCAAGCACAUCGAGGAGCUCGACCAAACCCUUCAAGAGCUCCUCCAGGCCCACGCGAUGCUGCAGCGCACCCACACCACUACCGAGGCCACGGCAGAUCGACUCAGGCUGCAGCUCGCAAGCGUGACGCAGGAGCUGGAGCGCGCGACCGCAAAGACCAGUCAACAGGAGGAGGAGCUGACAACUGUGAAGGCGCGCCUGCACGAGGUGGAGACCCAUACGAGCCGCGUGAUGGCCGAGGACCAGGCGCGGUUGCGAGACGGCGAGCGUCGCCUGCAGGGAUUGGAGCAGCGAAACGCGGCGCUGCAGCAGGAGUGCAAGACACUCCAAGAGUCCAUGCAGUCCCUCCGCAUCGAGCACGACGGCACCGUCGAUGCGCUGCAGCACAAGUCGGAGGCGUUUGCGGCGCAGGAGCAGCAGCUGAACCACCAGCUCCGGCUUUCGCGCGAACGCAUCGAGACGCUGGAGUUGGAGCGGCAGGAGCUGAUGUCAUCGGAGCAGGCCAUCACGGCUUCCCGUGACGCGUGCCAGAGGGAGAUGCUUGCCCUCGAGCAUCAGGUGGAGCAUCUGCAGCACCAUCUGGGGGCCUCCAAUGGACACAACGAGCGACUGAACCAGGAGAUAGUGCAGCUCAAGACAGACCACGCGGUAGAGGUAGACCGGCUACGUGAGGCGAUCACGGACGCGCAGAAGGAGCUUGCCAAGUGUCGCCAGCUCCUCGCCCAGGCAGAGGCGCACCAGGUGGAGCAGGAGAGCACCCACUACAGCCUCUCUACAGAGGUGAGCGCCGUCCGCGAGGAGCUUAAAGCCGCACGUGCGCAGGCGGAGAGGGCCGCGCAACAGUACCGAAAGCUGAAGGCGGAGCAGGAGGAGAUGGUGACGCUGUUGCAGUCGAAGGUGGCGCAGCUGCACGAAGAGCUCCGUGGCAAACACGAGCAGCUGCGGAUACUAGAAAACACGUCUGCCCAUCAACAGGACACUCUCAACAGGCUUAGGCAGGACGUGGCGGAGGCGGAGGAGAGCCUCAAGCACACACGCCAGCAGCUGCUCAAUCAGCAAGAGGCCGCUGCUGCGGCAAAGGAACAUCACCGCCGCGACCGGUACGAGCUGCAGACGAAGCUGAACGACGCUGAAGACGCCAUGGCGGAGAUGACGCGCAGUCAGGAGCAGUACCGUCAGCGCAUGACGAGCAAGGUGGAGCUGUACGAGGUGGCGGAGGAUGCGCUGCGGAACGAAGUGACUGACUUGCGCGCCGACGUCGCUCGGCUGGAGGAGGCGCUGGCCGCGACGACGCACAGCAAGGCGGCCGCAGAGACGCACCAGUCGCGCCAGGCCCAGUCCAUCAAGGCCGCCGAGUCUGAGCUGCAGUUACUCCGCGCACAAACGGCGCACGACAUGACGGAGAUUUCAACUCUCAAGUUGCAGCUGCAGCAGCGCGCCGCCGAGUUGGAGCGGUGCCGGCGCGAGGCUGCGGCUCAGCUGGCGGGCGAGAGGCUUCGCUGGGAGGCAGAACACACGGCAGCCUGCGACGCGUUGGAGGAGGCGCUGCGGCAAGAGCAGCAGGCCAUCAAGGACGCGCGUGAGGCUCGAGAGCGCGCCUUGGCAUCACUAGAGUGCAAGCAGAGAGAUGCCGUGGCGCUGGAGGACGAAUGCCGUGCGAUGCGCGCACAGGUGCGUCACCUGCGACGUUGCCUCGACGCGGCGCAGUACCAACUCACUUCGCUGGAGGGGAUGGCCAAGGACACAGCUGAAUACUUGGGCAUGACCCCAGAGGACCUGCCCGGCGACGAAGAGGGUGCCUUCGUGGACGCGGCUUCGCACCCGCACGAUGCGUCUGUUGAUUCUACCGAGAGUGGCGUAGCGGCCGCUGCCGCCGCCGCCGCGGCUUCUGGUGCCGCGGUGCAGUCUGUCAUGGACGAGCUGCAACGUCGGCUCAGCAUCUUCACGUUUGCGGCUAACACCUUUGAAUCGGAGGAUGAUCAACUAGCGGAGCUGCGAAAGGCGUUGGAGCAGCAGGAGGACGUGAUGCAGCUCUUGGCGGAGGCGUGCGCAGGAGAGAGCAUGAACGCGGCCAACAGUGCCACCCCUCUGCGUACUGGCAGGGCGGGAGCCAGUGACGCCACGCCUGGCUUGAACAGUACGCCCACCCCGCGCGGCCUGAGGGUGGCCGUCUCGUGUGGUGCCGACGUUCGCGGAGCGAGCGCUUCAGGUGUGCCGCCUCCUGCCGUGCUCACCCACGCACGGCGAGUGUUCGUGCAACAAAUUAGUCAAGCCAGUUCCACAUAUGUGCACCGCGUCGGGGACCAUCUACGCACGGCGCAGCAGAUGCUACGGUCCGUGAUGAUGGCUAUCGGAUCGCACGAGAUCGCGUCACCGCCGGCCAGUCGCCCCACCACGGCGGCCUUGUCGUCGCGGUAUAAGCUACAAGUGGCGGCAACGGCGGCGGAGCUGCAUCGCCGAACCGCAACACUCACCCGUGCGGCUGAGCGGAUGCUAGACUUCGUCGUGCAGGGUGGCGAUGGCCCAGCUGCAGCAGAGCGCUCGUCGACGCAGUCAUCUAGUGGAAGCCUCAUCCAAGAACAGCUGCAGGAGCUGCGCCGCCUCUUCUCCGAGGCGGAGCGGUAUGUCUUGCUGCCCUUUAACGAGCUUCUCUGCGUCCCUGAUUCGGUGGGAGUGGUGACCGCCGCAGCCGCGACGGCGGGCGAUGAGAACGACGUGGACGGGCAGCCGCCACAUAAAUGUUACUCGUACACAGAACAGCCACAUCUGGCGAAGCUGUCAGGCCUCGGAGCCGCAUCUGCUGCAUCAGCUGCUCCACAGCGGCCAUCGUCAUCGACGACUAACACCUCUGGUGCGACCUGCGUGCAGGAAAUUACCGCUGCCAUACUUUCGCCGAUCGCGCGGGACGAGGGCGCGCGUCAGUGGUUCUGA